AUGUGGUGCGCGGAGCGCGGUGUGUGGAAUGUGGUGUGUAGAGCGCGGUGUGUGGAAUGUGGUGUGUGGAAUGUGGUGUGCGAAGCGAGGAGCGUGGUGUGUGGAAUGUGGUGUGCUGAGCUUGGUGUGCGGAGCGAGGUGUGCGGAGCGUGGUGUGUGGAGCGUGGUGUGUGUAAUGUGGUGUGCGGAGUGUGGUGUGCGGAGCGAGGUGUGCGGAGCGUGGUGUGCGGAGCGAGGUGUGUGGAAUGUGGUGUGCGGAGCGAGGUGUGCAGAGCGAGGUGUGUGGAAUGUGGUGUGCGGAGUGUGGUGUGCAGAGCAUGGUGGGCGGAGAGAGGUGUGCGAAACGCGGUGUGCGGAGGGAGAUGUGCGGAGCGUGGUGUGCGGAGCGUGGUGUGCGGAGCGAUGUGUGCGGAGCGUGGUGUGCGGAGCGUGGUGUGCGGAGCAAGGUGUGCGGAGCGAGGAGCGUCGUGUGUGGAAUGUGGUGUGCUGAGCUUGGUGUGCGGAGCGAGGUGUGCGGAGCGUGGUGUGCGGAGCGUGGUGGGCGGAGAGAGGUGUGCGAAACACGGUGUGUGGAGGGAGGUGUGCGGAGCGUGGUGUGCGGAGCGUGGUGUGCGGAGAGUGGUGUGCGGAGCGAGGUGUGCGGAGCGAGGUGUGCGGAGCGUGUUGGGCGGAGAGAGGUGUGCGAAACGCGGUGUGCGGAGCGUGGUGUGCGGAGCGUGGUGUGCGGAGCGUGGUGUGCGGAGCGAGGUGUGCGGAGCGAGGUGUGCGGAGCGAGGACUGUGA
Oncorhynchus gorbuscha (pink salmon) is the source of this 783-nucleotide messenger RNA. RefSeq names its product keratin-associated protein 5-3-like. The transcript has a single exon. The record is from RefSeq and is a predicted model, not a curated record. Bases 1 to 783 code for a protein of 260 amino acids. NCBI's taxonomy places the organism in Eukaryota, Metazoa, Chordata, Actinopteri, Salmoniformes, Salmonidae.